Molecule: messenger RNA, 420 nt
Organism: Kuraishia capsulata CBS 1993
Lineage: Eukaryota; Fungi; Ascomycota; Pichiomycetes; Pichiales; Pichiaceae
Exons: 2
Coding region: 1-420 (139 amino acids)
Source: RefSeq, a predicted model, not a curated record
AUGAUAAUAUCCAAAGACGAUUCUGAAAGUUUGUCUCACAGUCAGUACACCAGUUCGGCUCAAACUCAGGAAGAAAACCAUGUCAUUGCCUACUGGAGGGGUUCGGAGCCCAGAUAUGUUGAUGAUCAACGAGAAACGUUCUUGGAUUACUACAAAUGCAUGAAUGUGACGCCUGAUUCGGACAUUUCGCAUUGCCGUGCAAAACAAGAAAGCCUUCAGACAUGUAUACAGGCAAAGGUGCCGUUAUACGCCAAGGUAUCCAAGACAUGCGAGGAACAGACCAAUCUUUUCAAGAGCUGCAUCACCAAAAACGGAGGAGUCAAAAGCAAGUGCAUCGAUGAGAUGAAUGCUGUCAGGGAAUGCUCUCUGAAGGUGAUGGCGGAGGAUGAAGCAAGCCAGAAGAAAGGGUUUCCCAACUGA